AUGGAGCGCUCCCCCAGUUCUGAUGCUCUGACAGUCACUGCUGAAGAAGUUUCUGGAACCAAUGACUAUGUGGAGCUCACCUUCAGCGCUCAGAAACUGGAUGACAAGGAUCUGUUCAGUAAAUCCGAUCCCUUCAUGGAGAUUUACAAAGUGGAUCAGGAUGGGACCGAGCAGAUGGUUCGAAGGACUGAGGUGGUGAAAAACAAUCUGAACCCCCAAUGGGAAGCGUUCCGGCUCUCACUGCAAACUCUCUGCAGCUGUGAUUACCAGAAAACACUGAAGUUCACAGUCUGGGACCAUGAUUCCAAUGGGAAACACGAUUACAUCGGAGAAUUUUAUACUACCUUCAGCGAAAUGCAGAAUACAACAUCAGGAACACUGCUCACUUGGCCCUGCAUCAAUCCGAAAUAUAAGGCAAAGAAACGACACUACAAGAACUCGGGGACAGUGACUCUGCGAGAGUGUAAGGUGGAGAAAAUUCACUCCUUCCUCGAUUACAUCAUGGGUGGCUGUCAGAUUCACUUCACCGUUGCCAUUGACUUCACGGCAUCAAACGGGGAUCCCAGGAACAGUCAGUCGCUGCACUUUAUCAACCACAGCCAACCGAAUGAAUACCUGAAGGCCCUGACAGCAGUGGGAGAGAUUUGCCAGGACUAUGACAGUGAUAAAAGAUUCCCGGCGUAUGGAUUUGGAGCCCGGGUGCCUCCAGAUUAUGAGGUGAGACAAGUGUUCGGGGUGGUUUAUAUAUAGAAUAAAGAUAACCGGGAGUGUCCAGGGAUCAAAGGCCUCAUCUCCGCCUACCAGAAAUGCCUGCCCAAAAUCAAACUGUACGGCCCCACCAACGUCUCUCCCAUUAUCUCGCGAGUCAGCAGACUGGCCGAGGAGGAAAUGCGGACUAGGAUCGCGUCGAAGUACUACAUCCUCCUGAUCCUGACCGAUGGGGUGGUGACGGACAUCGGCGAGACCCGCGACGCCAUUGUGGAAGCCUCUCGCCUGCCCAUGUCGGUCAUCGUCGUCGGGGUGGGCAACGCGGACUUCACCGACAUGCGGACGCUGGACAGCGACGAUGGGAUCUUGCUCUCCACCCACGGGCAGUGCGCCGCCCGCGACAUCGUGCAGUUCGUCCCCUUCCGGGACUUCAAGAAGGCCCCAGCGUCUGCGUUGGCUAAGUGCGUGCUGGCUGAGGUACCCAAGCAAGUGGUGGAGUUCUACGCCAGCCAGGGUGUUGGUCCUGAGCCCCACAAGCAGAGCGACGCACCCGAGGGGAGAGGCGCCGGAGGAGGAGGAGGAGGAGGAGACGGGGAGGAGAGCGGCGGUGGUGCUGGAGAUGGAGGCUCUGCCUGAGGGGUCAUCGCGGAUGUCCGACUUUUCCCCGAUGGCCAACUACGCCCCCCAUCACCCCACAUCACCUCCCCUACCCCACCCCUGUGCCCGCAGAUGCCAAGGAAGAUGCCGACCUCGCCGACCCCGACGAUCCCCCCUCCUGUGUUCCCAACACCCCCCUCUGCUUGCGAUAGGCCCGAGAAGCGGCCAACAAG
Molecule: messenger RNA, 1538 nt
Organism: Carcharodon carcharias (great white shark)
Lineage: Eukaryota; Metazoa; Chordata; Chondrichthyes; Lamniformes; Lamnidae
Product: copine-6-like
Exons: 13
Biological process (GO): cellular response to calcium ion
Cellular component (GO): plasma membrane
Molecular function (GO): calcium-dependent phospholipid binding
Source: RefSeq, a predicted model, not a curated record